ACUUUUUUCAGCGUUGAAUCAAAAAACUUUCUCCCGUCUUCAGGUAAUAUUUGAACAAAUUGCUUACUAGUACUAUGGGAUCCGUUGUUGAUGCUGCAAACAAGGAGAUUAAUGGAACAGCAAGUGGGAAGAAACCCACUGUUAUUUUUGUCCUUGGUGGUCCAGGAAGUGGGAAAGGUACACAGUGUGCCUAUAUUGUUGAGCAUUAUGGUUAUACACAUCUAAGUGCUGGAGACCUUCUUAGAGCUGAAAUUAAAUCAGGUUCUGAAAAUGGAACUAUGAUCCAGAAUAUGAUUAAAGAGGGGAAGAUUGUACCUUCUGAGGUUACAAUCAAGCUUCUCCAGACAGCAAUUCAGGAUAACGGGAAUGACAAGUUUCUCAUUGAUGGUUUCCCUCGCAAUGAGGAGAACAGAGCAGCUUUUGAAAAAGUUACUGGGAUUGAACCCAAGUUUGUCUUGUUCUUUGAUUGUCCUGAGGAAGAAAUGGAGAGGCGUCUCUUGGGAAGAAACCAGGGGAGAGAGGAUGACAAUAUCGAGACUAUAAGGAAGCGUUUCAAGGUGUUUCUUGAAUCUAGCUUACCAGUGAUUCAAUACUAUGAAGCCAGAGGGAAAGUUCGCAAGAUUCAUGCCGCAAAGCCCAUUGAAGAAGUGUUUCAGGAGGUGAAGGCAGUCUUUUCUCCUGAAGCUGAGAAGGUUGAAGCCUAGGCAGCAGCAUCGUGAAGAGAUACUACAUUGAUCAGGUAGCUGGGCGGUUCAUUUUUACAAGGAAGUCUCUGCUUGGUUGUAUUUUUCUUCUUCUAUGUAACCAAUAUGAUUACUGUUAUAAUUAUUAUACACCUUUACCUAUUAUGUAAUUUUUGUUUUGAUUUUGUAUUUGAUGGGAUUUUGUGAUUGGUUUUUGUAAUUUCAUAAUUUUGAACUCAUUGGAUUAUAUUAAUCCUUUUUAUAGAUUAAUGAAAUAUGUGUGUUAUGG
This is a messenger RNA of Eruca vesicaria subsp. sativa (arugula), 972 nucleotides long. The record is from the annotation of a GenBank genome assembly. NCBI's taxonomy places the organism in Eukaryota, Viridiplantae, Streptophyta, Magnoliopsida, Brassicales, Brassicaceae.